CCCGCGCCUGCCGCCCGCCCGCGCCGCCGGGGCCAGCGGGAAGAUGGAUGGGCACGUCCUGGGCUGGAUCGUCCUCCUGUGGCUCGCAGCUGAGGUGGAAGGGUUGCAGGUCACCGUGCCUGAGAAGAAGAAGGUGGCCAUGUUGUUUCAGCCUGCUCUGCUUCGCUGCCAUUUCUCUACUUCUUCCACCCAACCAGCUGUGGUACAGUGGAGGUUUAAAUCCUACUGCCAGGACCGCAUGGGAGAAGCUUUGGGUAUGGCAACUUCUGGUUUACAAACAAUGAGCAAGAGGAACCUGGACUGGGAUCCCUACCUGGACUGUGUGGACAGCAGGAGGACAGUCCGUGUCGUGGCCUCCAAACAAGGAUCUGCCGUCACCAUAGGGGAUUUCUAUAAGGAAAGAGAUGUCAGCAUCGUCCACGAUGCAGACCUUCAGAUUGGGAAGUUGAUGUGGGGAGACAGCGGGCUCUAUUAUUGCCUUAUUAUCACGCCAGAUGAUGUGGAGGGCAAGAAUGAAGAAUCGGUGGAGCUGCUUGUGCUUGGCAGGACAGGGCUGCUUGCUGAUCUCUUGCCCAGUUUUGCUGUGGAGAUUAUGCCAGAGUGGGUCUUUGUGGGCCUGGUGAUCCUGGGAGCAUUCCUGUUCUUCCUCCUGGUGGGGAUCUGCUGGUGCCAGUGCUGCCCACACAGCUGCUGCUGUUACGUCCGCUGCCCCUGCUGUCCUGAGUCCUGCUGCUGUCCUCGGGCAUUGUAUGUAGCAGGCAAGGCAGCAAAAGCUGGGUACCCUCCUGCAGUCUCUUCCAUGCCAGGUCCAUACUACAUCCCCAGUGUUCCUGUGACUGGUGUCCCAUCUCCUGCUGUGUUGAUGGAUAAGUCUCACCCCCCUCCCUUAGCCCCAAGUGACUCCAGCGGAGCAAGCCAAAAUGCAGUGCGCAAAGGGUACAGAAUCCAGGCUGACAAGGAAAGGGACUCCAUGAAGGUGCUGUACUAUGUUGAGAAAGAACUGGCUCAGUUUGACCCAGCUAGAAGGAUGCGAGAACGAUAUAACAAUACCAUCUCUGAACUCAGCUCUUUGCACGAAGAGGACCUGAACUUCCGUCAGCCAUACCGCCAGGCACGAAGGAAGCCCCUGCCUCCCUCUGGGGACCUGGAUGGUGACUCCGAGUACUGGACUGGAGUGAUGGGCGGGGGCAGCACUUCAAGGUCACAGGCUGUCUCCGAUUACAGAGAUGAGCGGGACAGUUUCCGGCACAGCCAGCAGAGAUCCAAGUCUGAGAUGCUGUCCCGUAAGAGCUUCUCGGUGGGAGUGCCGGCCGUUUCUAUGGAUGAGCUGGCUGCUUUUGCUGAGUCGUACAGCCAGCGGGGCCGGCGGGCAGACAGCCAGGAGACACGGCGCUUCGAGCGGUCUGAGUCACACGGCGGCCGCAGCGGAGGGCUGCCCCACCAGGAGAGCUCCAUGGACGAGUACUACACCAAGCGCAGCAGGGGCAACCGGGAGCCACUGACGGACUCGGAGCGGGGCUGGUCAUACAGCCCACCCCGGCGGCGGGCCCAUGAGGAGAAGCACCUGCCCAGGCUGGUGAGCCGGACGCCCGGAGGGAGCCAGAAAUACGAUCACUCCUACCUCAGCAGCGUCCUGGAGAGGAAAUCCCGGAGCUAUGACGAGAGCGAUGACCAUUGCGAAACCCCCUCAAAGCUGAGCUCGCAGCCCAGCCAGAGAGGAGGGGGAACAUACUAUGCCUGGUCGCCACCAUCUACCUACAAAGCCGAGAAGUCGCAGCAGCAGUCUCAGCAGCUGCCGCCGUCACCUCAGCACGAGGAAGAGGAAGACACCCUGCCCCCGUACAGCGAGAGGGAGCUGAGCCGAGGCCCUUCUUAUAGGGCCAGGGAGCAGGCCUACCUCAAUGCCUCUGACAAGAAGAGGAAGAAAGACCCCAAGAAAACGAAUGAUUUCCCAACGAGGAUGUCCCUUGUGGUUUGAAGUUGUUUGUGGACAUGUUGAUGGGCUGGAUACCAUGAGGUGACUGCAGUGGAAAAGAUUGAGAGAAACAAGCAAGACAAGCCUCCAUGAACCUUCACAGCCAUCAACCAUGGAUUCUUGUUUUGAUUGUUUGUUUCAUUGGGGGAGCAGAGGCUUUCAAAAGAGAUAGACUUCCCAUGGGCAGUGGCUGGUCUCAGAAGCUCUGGGAGUCUGCCAGGAAAAUGAGGCCAGGGCUCUCUGGCACCGUGUUUUCUAGUGCCCUCCAUUCUGCACUGGGAAAUGGCCGCAUCCCUACUGUCCCUGCAGCCCUGAACUACAAGUGAGGCUGCCUUUGUGCCUCUUGCCCUGUCAACAUGCAGAGAGAGGCCCACGUGCAUACCUGUUGCUCCCUCUGUCUCCUCAGUUCUCUGUUUGGAUCAAAAUUGUCUCCAUACUUACAGUUGGAGCCUUUUCUGUGUCACCCCCAUGCUGGGUGGAGGCCUCGUUAGAGCUGCAGACAGCCUCCAGCUGAUCCGGCCAGAAAUCGUGAAAAAACAGCUACAUCCUGUCAGUCACUCUGGAAAAGGACUGGCGAGGUGUACUUUGGCAAGGGCUGAAUAGAGAGAGACAAUUAUAGGCUGGUUUGUUCAAUAUAUUUAGUUCUGUUCAUUGUGUGACGAGAGUUGCAGGUGAGAUUGAUGUAUUGUUUUGAAAGUGGAUCAAAGUAGCUUUUAUUGUGAUGAGAGCAUGAUGUGUUUCUUCCCCCACCCCAACUGUGAUUUGUUUCUGUGCAGUUGCAUUUCCUUGCAGCUGAGCUAUGACCCUGUAAGAUCUUCAAGUUAGAAUAUCUACUCCAUGGUAUCAUAAGCAGUAAUCUAGCCUUGCUGGUGCUCUGCUCUCAGCACCACCAGAUAUCUCUGCAGAGCAAGUGGCCUUUUUGUUUUAAAGCAGCAAAAAAAGAGGAAAGACUCAGUGAGAGGGAAGUUGCAGAUCUUCCUUCUCUGCUACUGAUAUUAUUCCUUUCCGGUCACUGUUCCCAGACACCGAACAGAGCAGUAACAGCAAUGGAAAAAUAAUUAACACUGUGGAUGAACACAAGCUUUGCAAGUCACCUUUUUUGCUUACAACCAUUUCCUUCCCUUCAGUUGUGACAUGGGGUUAGUGGCUGUUGUCUCAGGAACAGCUGAAUUAAGGAGUGCUUCUCACCAUUUGGAAGCCUGACAUUCUGGUUUUCAUAGGGUUCCCAAGAUCUUCCCUUUCACUCUUUUUAAAAAUGGGUAUGAUGCUUCUCUUUAUCCAGUCACCAGGGGCCUGACUGCCAAGACUUCAAACAGGGAGAGGAGCUUAGCAAGUACAUUUGCCAGCUCCGUGCCAACAACCUCUACUUCUACUUGUGUUACGGCUGGACAGACUAAAUCUUAAUUAUUUUUGUAUUUUCUCAUCUUUAACGUAUGUUCCUAGGAAAAUGGCAGAACAGUUAACCAGAGGUAGGCAGGUGGUUGUCAUUUGAGGUCUCCACAGCCUUGAGAAGUCCACGAAGCUACACUAUGUGCUAUUUUAAAUGGAACAUAUAAUCCCUGACCUAUGAAGAUAGUAGCAGCAAGAAAUGAUGUUUUCUUAAUCUGAAAAUCUGGUGAACCCAUGAAUUUCAAGGGAGUUUAGCCUGAUCACUUUUCCAUCAGACAUCCAGCAGACUCAGGAAACAUUUUAUAGAGAAAUUUAAACGUGCAUCUGCAACAAUGACUGUGUCAGAAAGGGGCCAAACCAGUGAUUUUACAGUCUCUGAGUAGCUACGUCUUUUAAAUCACACUGAAAGCCAGAGCAUCGCAACCUCCUCGUUUCAGUUACUGUCUUUCCCUUAUCUCAGUCACUGUAGUUUACUCAACCAAGCCCUCAGGAAUGAGUUGUGUGCAUUAAAAUACAAGCCCUCCCCUCAUUUAUUUGAAUUUUGUUUGCUUGAUGCUGGUACUUCAGGGCAUUUGUACACUAUGUGUAAGAAGCUGCCAUUUAUGUAUCUAGCUUAUAAAUGUAGUUGCAAGCUAAUUCUCUUAAGAAAACUAUUUUAAUUGUAGAAACAACGGGUCUGUAAGAGCUGUCCAACAUUUCUUUUGAAUCCAAGUACCUGGAAAAAUAUUGAAGAUUUUUUGACUGGCGAUUCCAUGUGCUUUACCAGAGGCUAAAAAUUUCAGCCUCAAAAAAGAAAAAGAGCAGGUCUUAAUUCCCUCAAGUAAGACCUCGGCAGCACCCAUCAGUUGGCUCCACCUUGCUCUGAAAUGUUAGAUUUCCUAUCUCCCUUUAUAAGUCUGAAGGAAUUUUCAGUUACUGACAGUGUCUUUCCUCAGGCCAUCUUUAUUUUUCCGAUUAGAAAUGUGUCUGUAGCAGCACCAAAUGGACCAAAUAAAAAAGUCGGGUGACGUAGCGCAGGGCUUCCAUCUCUAUAGCUACCCAGCCCCGAUGGCCUGUGACUUGUGCAACAGAGGGGAGCUGGAGGCCAGAGGCUGACGGAGAGGCUGAGAGGACACUUUUGUUUCAGAGGAGGAGUAGUGGUUUGUGUCUGUUCUCUCAGAACUCCUGCAGGAUGCUGGCACUGGAAAAUGACAAGCCUGAUUAGUAUGAGGUCUCAAAUGAUAAAUUCUCCAGUGAUCGAUUUUUAUUGCCGGCAUAAAAUUAAAGUCAUUUUCACACAAGAUACGGAUGUCUGGGUCACGUCAAGGGCAUGGACAGUUUUGUGGCUUUGAUGUGGAGCAUCAGAACAGUGACUUGCUAAAAAGACAACCAAGAUGAUGAGUGAAUCCUGUAAAAAAAAAAGUAAAAUGAGCCUUUAGAGCAACAGCAGGAUGAAGCAUCAGCGGUAGAUUUGGCUGUGCUGUCAAAAAUGUGGUCUUGGCUACUGAAAAAAAGUUUUGACAUAAUGGAAUGGGGAAAAUAAAUACCAGUGUAAGGACUUCUCAACAAUCCCAUUAUUCCUUUAAAGCAUAUUGUAAAAAUUCCAGGAGGGGUGUCUUCAAUGUGAAUAGUCUUAGACCACUUCGUUUCCACUAAAACGUAAAAUUAACAAAACUAGCACUGUGAAUACUUCAGAAUUUGGAGAAGCUGACUUGUAUCACCUGAGACAGCCGGCUAGAAUUAUUCAGGUCUUUGUGCUGGAACUGUAAGCAUACCAGCCUUUGUUACUGCUAUUAAGUGGCCAUCAGCAGUGUGCCCCAGGCCCAGCUCACCUUCCCCCAAAGGCAGCAUUGGAACCGCUGAGUUUCCCCCAGAGGGCCCUGCUCCUGCUCUGGUGUCUGGAUCCCGACAUAGCUCCCUGAAUUGUGGUUUUCAUUCUGGCUGGUGACUCUGGGUACCUGCUGCCUGUGGAGCAGCAGUUAUGCUGUUUCCUCACCUUUUCCAACCAGCAACCUUGAGGUGAGCGAUACCAAUUCACCUGUAAUGUAAGACAAACGGUUUUGCAAUCAACAAAGAAACUUUUACAUGCCCGUCCUCUCCAGAGUUACCUAAACGGGACAGAGAAAUCUGUGGGAGGGAGUAGCAAAGAAAAUAUUGGGUGCUGUAAGAUGAAACUGGCCUUUUACAGGCAGGAGAAAAGAGGUAUUUUCAGAGCACUUUUUGCUGGGAAUUUCAGGAAAGAGAACCACACACACAUGGCACUGCUGGGCCAUGACCAGCUUCCUCUGGUAACAGACUGAUCAGACAUCACACAGAAGAGCUUUGCUCGGCCAAGUUGCCAGCCUGCUCCUACAGUUCCAGGUCAUCUUGAGCAAAUAACUGCCAACUCUCCUCAUAAAGAGGACUAUAUCUCUUCUGAACCAGGGUUCUUCCCAAAGCAUCUGAAGAGAUGCUGGACUGUGUACAGCCUGUGGGCUGUACAAAUACAGAUCCCAGAGAAGGAGCAGUCACAAAACAUUUUAGAAGUCAAACGUUACCACAAACUGUUUCAGGUACGUAAGCACAGCAACGCAAAGUUUAUCAUGCCUGGGCUAUUCUGAAAAUAAUUUUAAUGCCACAGAGAUUGUUUUGCUAAGAAACCACUUGGAGCUACUUUCCUUUUUUCUCCAGAGAGCUUUUACACAAAGAUGUGGGUGAGGAUCUGUUCCUGUGCCACUAAGUACAGGAUUUGGGAUGGGUGGAAACAGAAGCUAAAGGAACUUUAGCUCAUUUCUUGAGUGGGUCCAGGAGCAAAGAGAUCUUUGGCAUAAGCCAGGUGAUGCAGGUCUGACCCUCUGACACAUCUCCAUCAGGCUAUACUGGCCACAGCUGCUUUCUACAACAGCUGUGCCAUUGAAACCUCCCUCAUUGUCACUUGGGGCUCCUAAAGCUCCUUUCCCAUUGCCUGGAAGAUUGGGGAAGAGAUGUGUUACGUUGUGUGAUGGGACAGUUAUCAUUUUGAUAUGAUCUUUAAAAUGCCAGCUGGAUUACCAGCAUUAGAAAGAAAAAAAGUCUCAAGAAUAAAGUGAGCUAGUACUGAAGGAACAAA
This is a messenger RNA of Colius striatus (speckled mousebird), 6431 nucleotides long. It is a transcript of the gene ILDR2, whose product is annotated as immunoglobulin like domain containing receptor 2. The transcript has 10 exons. Bases 44 to 1978 code for a protein of 644 amino acids. Gene Ontology annotation, biological process: pancreas development. The record is from RefSeq and is a predicted model, not a curated record. Gene Ontology annotation, cellular component: membrane. NCBI's taxonomy places the organism in Eukaryota, Metazoa, Chordata, Aves, Coliiformes, Coliidae.